UGUUGUCCAAAGAGGCACUGGGCAGCUGAAACACCGAUUUCAUGUCUUGCACAGUGAGGUCCGGGUCAGCCCACCAUUGAAGGUGUGCAAGAUGGUGCAUGUUUGUGCUAUGUUGCACAAUAUAUGUAAAGACAGGAAUAUUCCUAUUCCUAUUGAUGCAGGCCACCCUGACUUUGAAGAGCAGCAGCACGACAUCGUACAAGAAGUGCCACCACUUCCAGCUGCUCGACGAAAUCCGGGUCGCCUGUAUCGAGAUGAAUUCUGCAACUUGCAUUUCAACAAUCCUGCCAGAAACAUGGCCCACCUGCCCCACCACUGAUCUGCUGACACAUGCAGAGAUCAAUUUUGCAACUUGCAUUUCAACAUUCCUGCUUGAAGUGCGGAUCUCCUGCCCUUCAGCACACAUGGCCAGUCACAUGCCAAGACGAUGGAAUGCUGUCAGCGAGCAGCAUGGAAGACGCAGAGAGAGUGGUGGUCAGGUGGUGGUGGAGACAGGGAGAGUAUGUGGCCUGGAGAUUAACAAACAGAACACCAAUAAUCUUGUGACCUCCAUGCAUCCUUCCUAAUGUCAAUAAAGUUGUCUUAUCAUGCCCAAAA
This is a messenger RNA of Portunus trituberculatus (swimming crab), 597 nucleotides long. RefSeq lists its product as uncharacterized. NCBI's taxonomy places the organism in Eukaryota, Metazoa, Arthropoda, Malacostraca, Decapoda, Portunidae. The transcript has 4 exons. The coding region runs from base 99 to 566 and encodes 155 amino acids. The record is from RefSeq and is a predicted model, not a curated record.